This is a messenger RNA of Racocetra persica, 270 nucleotides long. The record is from the annotation of a GenBank genome assembly. Lineage: Eukaryota; Fungi; Glomeromycota; Glomeromycetes; Diversisporales; Gigasporaceae.
GCAUACGAUAGUUCAAAUAAAGUAAGUAGGAAAAACCAAAAUGAAGCAAGUGAUACAAGUGACACAAGUGAUGUAGAACAGAAAACUUGGGUAAAUGAAGCAGGUCAAGAAAAUGAAGAAAGUAAGGCUAGUGAAGCAAGUAAAGGAAGUGAGAGCUCUUUUGAAGCGUUAAGUCAUAAUAGAGAAGAGGCAAAUAACUUAGAUAUAAUUUCAGUAAAAGUAGAGGAUCCGUUGAAAGAUUUUGAACAUACCGAAGAACACAUACAAUGA